AUGGGAAGCCAGGGUGCUGGAGGGUUGCUCCUGGUGUAGGCCUCCUACAUAGUUCUGCUGCUACCACUGGGGACAAGCCACCAAGACUCAGAGACCCAGAACUUCUUCCUCUAUCUGCGGAGGAUACAGGCUUUGGAGAGGGAACAGACCCUGUGGCAGGGGUUAGAGCUGCUGAAGUACGGCCAGGCCUGGUGUGAGGACCAGCUGAGGGAGGCACAGCAACAGCAGCUAUGUGUGUGGGGGGUCACUGGAGAGAAUUUCCUAACAGAUUUAGACUCAGAGCCUGCAGGUCCCCAGUUAGCCCAGAUUUAAGAGGUGAACAUCUGUUUGCAGAAUCUGAUUCAGGGGAAGGCUUUUUCCUGUUUCACCAAGAAUUGGAAGGGAGGCCAAGGAAACGGAACUGAUGCAACGACAGGAGUUGUCAAUGCAGCAGAAAGAGGUCAUUCAGCCAAAAGGGGAGAUGGCUCAGCCAAGCUUCCCCAAGGGGUGUAG
This is a messenger RNA of Artibeus jamaicensis (Jamaican fruit-eating bat), 492 nucleotides long. It is a transcript of the gene SAPCD1, whose product is annotated as suppressor APC domain containing 1. Lineage: Eukaryota; Metazoa; Chordata; Mammalia; Chiroptera; Phyllostomidae. The transcript is spliced from 6 exons. The record is from RefSeq and is a predicted model, not a curated record.